GUUUUUAGUAUAUAAUAGAUAAAUAAAGCAGCCGGCCCUCCAUCGAAACGGUUCUUUUCUGCAUUUUAUCUUAGCCUAAAUCCAACUACUUUCAUUAUUUGGGAUCUUUUAGCUGUUUCAUAGGGAAAAAAUGAAAGAAGUCAAAAAAGAGACGGGUCUUGGUCUCUCUUACAAAAAGGAUGAAAAUUUUGGAGAGUGGUAUUCUGAGGUUGUCGUUAGUGGUGAAAUGAUCGAGUACUACGACAUAUCUGGCUGUUAUAUUCUACGUCCAUGGUCAAUGUCUAUCUGGGAGAUAUUGCAAGGUUUUUUCGAUGCUGAAAUUAAGAAAAUGAAGAUAAAGAACUCCUACUUUCCUCUGUUUGUGUCCCCUGCUGUUCUUCAAAAGGAAAAGGACCACAUAGAGGGAUUUGCUCCCGAGGUUGCUUGGGUUACAAAAUCUGGUGAUUCUGAUUUGGAAGUACCUAUUGCGAUUCGACCCACUAGUGAAACAGUAAUGUAUCCUUAUUUCUCUAAGUGGAUAAGGGGACAUCGUGACUUGCCCUUGAGACUCAACCAAUGGUGCAAUGUCGUGCGAUGGGAGUUUAGCAACCCCACCCCCUUCAUCAGGAGUCGUGAAUUUCUCUGGCAAGAAGGACACACUGCUUUUGCAACAAAGGAGGAAUCAGAUGCAGAGGUUCUAGAAAUCUUGGAAUUGUAUAGACGUAUAUAUGAAGAUCUUUUAGCUGUUCCAGUCAGCAAGGGAAAGAAAAGUGAGCUUGAGAAGUUCGCUGGUGGACUAUAUACAACUACAGUUGAGGCUUUUAUCCCUAAUACUGGCCGUGGUAUCCAAGGUGCAACUUCUCAUUGUUUAGGGCAGAAUUUUGCAAGAAUUUUCGAGAUAAAUUUUGAAAAUGAAAAGGGAGAGAAGGCUAUGGUCUGGCAGAACUCAUGGGGCUUUAGUACAAGAACAAUUGGUGUUAUGAUCAUGGUUCACGGGGAUGACAAAGGCCUGGUCUUACCUCCUAAAGUAGCAUCAACUCAAGUAGUUGUUAUUCCCGUCACAUACAAGGAUGCAAAUACUCAAGGGAUUUAUGAUGCUUGUGCUGCUACCGUUAGAGAGAUGAAUGAAUCAGGUAUUCGUGCUGAGGCAGACUUCAGAGAAAACUAUUCACCUGGCUGGAAAUAUUCUCAUUGGGAAAUGAAGGGGGUUCCUCUUAGGAUUGAAAUAGGACCAAAAGACCUUGCAAAUAACCAGGUACGAGCUGUUCGACGUGACAAUGGAGCCAAAACAGAUAUUCCCAUGGCCAAUCUUGCCGAACGAGUAAAAGAUAUGCUUGCCACUAUCCAACAAAAUCUAUUCGAUGUUGCCAAGCAAAAGAGAGAUGCAUGUAUUCAGAUUGUAAGAACCUGGGAUGAAUUUACGGUAGCACUGGGCCAAAAGAAAUUGAUCUUGGCUCCUUGGUGUGAUGAGGAGGACGUUGAGAAAGAUGUCAAGGCACGCACAAAGGGCGAGAUGGGUGCAGCAAAGACACUUUGCUCCCCAUUUGACCAGCCUGAGCUGCCUGAAGGUACAUUGUGCUUCGCGUCGGGUAAACCUGCUAAGAAGUGGACAUAUUGGGGCCAUAGCUAUUGAUGAUCCGUUCCAUAACUCAGGUUACCUAGUGAUUCAUAAGGACCCUUCACAGUACAAUUUGCUGUAAGAUCACUCUUUAGAAUAAAAUUCAGUUAUAUAUACAUCUUCAUCCUGACGAUUAUAACUUUUAUGAAUUUCAUUAAAUUAUCCAGACGAUCAUUAUACUCAG
This is a messenger RNA of Solanum pennellii, 1781 nucleotides long. Its product is annotated as proline--tRNA ligase, cytoplasmic-like. Gene Ontology annotation, molecular function: proline-tRNA ligase activity; ATP binding. Gene Ontology annotation, biological process: prolyl-tRNA aminoacylation. Bases 131 to 1612 code for a protein of 493 amino acids. The record is from RefSeq and is a predicted model, not a curated record. Lineage: Eukaryota; Viridiplantae; Streptophyta; Magnoliopsida; Solanales; Solanaceae. Gene Ontology annotation, cellular component: aminoacyl-tRNA synthetase multienzyme complex; cytoplasm. The transcript has 12 exons.